Molecule: messenger RNA, 1302 nt
Organism: Leptinotarsa decemlineata (Colorado potato beetle)
Lineage: Eukaryota; Metazoa; Arthropoda; Insecta; Coleoptera; Chrysomelidae
Gene: Ufd1-like
Product: ubiquitin fusion-degradation 1-like
Biological process (GO): ubiquitin-dependent protein catabolic process; ERAD pathway
Cellular component (GO): VCP-NPL4-UFD1 AAA ATPase complex
Molecular function (GO): polyubiquitin modification-dependent protein binding
Source: RefSeq, a predicted model, not a curated record
CUGUGGUACCUAACAGUGUGUUAUAGGAAUAAGUAAAAUAACUGUUUUGGAAAGUUUGAAAAGUUCGAAGUUGUGAGUUCUUGUAAAUUAUAAUCAUGUCGAGACGUGCAUAUAGAGCUAGACGUGAUAGAGAUAGACCAGCAUACAAUGAGUUUCAAUUUGGAUUCAACAUGUUUCCGGAAAUUCCGAGGCCUUUCAACAUUACAUAUCAGUGCUUCUCUGUAGCUAUGCUACCUGGAAAUGAAAGACAGGACGUUGAAAGAGGAGGAAAAAUUAUCAUGCCACCUUCCGCGCUUGAGAAGCUGACCAGGCUGAACAUAAAUUACCCCAUGUUAUUUAAACUUGUUAACAAAAAAACUAAUAGAGUCACUCACUGUGGUGUUUUGGAGUUUGUGGCUGAUGAAGGCAAAGUUUAUCUACCACUCUGGAUGAUGCACAAUUUGGUACUUGAAGAAGGAGAUUUGGUACAAAUGGAAAGUGUUUCUCUGCCCGUUGGAACCUUCUCAAAGUUCCAACCUUUGAAUCCAGAUUUUCUUGACAUCACAAAUCCAAAGGCAGUGUUGGAAAAUUGUUUGAGGUCUUUUGCUUGCCUCACUACAGGGGAUGUAAUCGCAGUUAAAUACAAUCAGAAAGCAUAUGAGCUGUGUGUACUGGAAACUAAACCUGGAGACGCUAUUAGCAUUAUAGAAUGUGACAUGAACGUUGAAUUCGCUGCUCCCGUGGGUUAUAAAGAGCCUGAACAAAGGAAGAAAGAAGAAGAAGAAACCGCAGUGGAUCCUGCCGAGCUGAUGCCGGAGCCUUCUGGGUUUGUUGCUUUUCGUGGAACUGGAAAUCGUUUGGACGGGAAGAAACGAAAAGAUUCCACAUCUAGUGAUUUCGCAUCAGCCAAACCCGUCUAUGUCAGAGGUAUACCAGAUUAUGACUACCAAAUCGGGACUUUGAAAUUUAUCAGGCGACCAAUCAAGCAGAAGAGUGAUGAUAUCGAAGAGAGUGAGGAAUUUAAAGCUUUUAGCGGAACAGGAUUUAGUUUAAGAGGUAGAAAUUAAGUAUUGGGCUAUGACUGUGAUAAUGAUAUAUUUUGUUCCUUAGAUGAUUAGCUGAGCUUACAGGAUGACUUCUAAAUAUUGUUUUUUAAUUUUGAUGUUUUUAAAUUGAAUGAAUAAAUAAGGUUAUAUACCUGAAAAUUUCAACAAGUAUUGAUGAAAAUGCUUUCAAAGAUAUUUUUCAUUAUAAGUAGUGUGCAGAUAAUAUAUCUAUUUUUUUGCUGUAUUUGAACAAUUACAAAUAAACUUGAUUAAAAUA